Periconia digitata is the source of this 615-nucleotide messenger RNA. The record is from the annotation of a GenBank genome assembly. Lineage: Eukaryota; Fungi; Ascomycota; Dothideomycetes; Pleosporales; Periconiaceae.
UUGCAAUGGAGAUACGCGCGUUGCAUUGAUGCCUACUUGGAUGCAUCUUUUGCUUGUUCUUUUUCCUACAGGGUCCUCCACAGGGUUAAGUCCCGGGCCGCGGCAUCGUUAAACCUUAUUUGCUCUCCAAUCGUAUCCCUGGCGAAUGAGGUAAGCAGGUUUGACACGUGACAGAUCUAGGGAAAUGGCUUGGCAUCGUUUUUGAGAUGUGUCGAAAGACAAGUCCGACAACGACAGCGAACAUUUAUCUCGUGCCAGUCAUUCAUUCGCCAUAUUCAAUCAAAGAAACCUCUUUAACAAAGAACUGUGCCCAAUAUGACGCGCGCUCAGCAGACCAUCUCCAUUGCCCUGCUCCUGAGCUCACUCUAUAUCGCAGUUUUCAUGCAGAUAGUGUCUCUUCCUGAAAAAAUUCAUACCGAGAUUGUCCCAGUGCUCCCCUUCUGGGCACUUGUGUCCUUCGGCGCAUACCUCCUCUUCAAGCUCGGCUGGGGAGUGUUCACCUUCAACGAUGUUCCCGACGCGCAUGCGGAAAUUCUGGCUCAGAUAAAGGAAGCAAGAACAGAACUCCGCGCUAAGGGUGUGGAUGUUGGCUCGGACUAGACAUGGCUUGGGUUC